Molecule: messenger RNA, 3312 nt
Organism: Plasmodium inui San Antonio 1
Lineage: Eukaryota; Apicomplexa; Aconoidasida; Haemosporida; Plasmodiidae
Exons: 1
Coding region: 1-3312 (1103 amino acids)
Source: RefSeq, a predicted model, not a curated record
AUGAAAACGAAAAGGAGCUCGUUCGUAGCUAUCUGCGCAUGGUUUCUUAUCGAGAUGUUUUCCUCUGUGCGAAAGAAAAGAAUUCCCAGCACCACAUAUUAUCCAACAGACAGACGCAAUCGUGACGUUAAAAUCGUUCCAAGGAGGAAUAGAUUUGUGAAGAUAAAAUUUCCAGACCAGGGUUCGUCUCCUCAGGAUAGAAGACUUCCCUACCUUUUUCUCAACGGACAUGUCAUUACUUGCGUGCAGUUAGUGGGACCACGUGAUCGGCGUCAAUCUAAUGGGGAUGCAUCGCUCCGGGGCAACCCUACUAGAUUAAACAUGCGGGCCACAAAGUUGUGCGUGAGGAGGAGGAAAAACCUAGGCAAUACCGCUGAGCAACCGGGAAGCACAGAAAAGGAUGAAGUGGUAAAGGGAAAAGCAAAGGCCCGUCGGGGAAGGAAAAAAAGGGAGGAGAGCCUCCCUAUGGGAAAUGAAAACGGUGGUGCAGAGGGUGAGGACCCCUCCGCAUGUGAAGGGGCAGAAGAGGGGGCGGAGCAAGUGAGGGCGGCUAAAAGGCAAGCAAAGAGGGAAAGCAAAAAGGGGACAAAAAGGAGCGCAAAAAAGGGUGCCAAAAACACCAGAAAGAAAGGUACCAAAGAGACCGCUAAAAGGGGCACAGACGGGGGAGAAGCCCUGCAGGGAGAACCCCUUCACCAAAUCGCCAUUCCAGGGGGGUCCAGUGAAGACCAGUUUCACGACAACGAGGCGAUCGAAUAUUUUGCCGACGACUUUGCCAUGGAGGACGAAAAAGCGGAAAACACAGCGCGGGUGAAUAAGGGACGAAGGAGGGGAAGUCAAAAGGGGGGCAAAUCAAUUGGCACCAAAGAGGAACCAAGGGGGGACACCUCGCAGGAUGAUAUCGCUCCAAAACAGGAGAGCGACAAUUCGCAGGACGAUGUCGCCGCGAAACAGCAGGGGGAACCCCUCGCCGAGCAGGAAAAACUGGAGAGGGAACGUAAAAUCGAGUUCAUCAAAAGGGUAGAAUUUAUGCUCCAGGAAGAUGAGAAAAAUGUAAAGCUGUACGAAGAGAGAGAAGACAUUGAAAAGCUGCGGUUCGGAGAAAAGCCACCCCCAGGAAGCGAAGAGUUCAUGAAGACGAUUUUAAAAAAUGUGCACACGGAGAAGCAGACCGACGUACCAGAUUCGUCGACGCAAAAGGGGAAAUACGAUCUGAGGAAAAAACACCUUUUUUACGAACUACUCCGAAUUAGCAAUUCCAACAGUUUCCCCACACACAAAAUAUACACCCACGCCGAUUUGAUAUAUGGAAUGAAGUACAGAAAGUUGGGAGAAAGCAACCUCUGUGUAAGUGAACUUUGUGUAGGCACCAAUAUGUACGAAAAUGACAACUUCAUCAGCAAAGACGAUGUGAAUGUGCUACUGAACAUGGCAUUUUACGAAUAUGGAAUAAAUUUUUUUGAUAUCUGUGAAUAUGACCCAUUUCCACAUGACCCCGUCAGCUACAAAAAAGGGAAAAAUAAAAAUAUGAAUUUAUUCCUCAAAGAUAAGAAAAGAGAAAACAUCAUCAUAAAUUUACGAAUGUGUUCCUCAAAAAAUGUGGACAAACUUACCAAUGGAGAAUAUUACCUAAGUUGGAUUAUGGAAGAUCUAAAGGAUGACACUCCUACCUUUUACAACUUGGAAGAAAGGCUCGAUAAAAUUCUAAAAAAUUUAAAUACCAAUUAUGUGGACAUUUUAACCAUUGAUAUGCCUGAGCGGUACAUACCAAAUGGUGCAAAGGGAGAAGACACUUACGUAUGGGGGUUUGAAAAUUUGAGUUUCUCACAGGAUAUACAAAAUGGAAAAAACGUAAUGUCGAUAGAAGAGCAGUUUGAAAUUUUGGAGAAGUUAAUUCUCAAAGGGAAAGUACGACAUAUUGCUGUUUCGAACGAAUCUGUUUGGGGAAUAUACCAGUGGUGUAGUUUGGCAAAAAAAAAAAAAAAAAAAUUUAUGAAAAUUGUGUGUACACAAAAUUUGUACAAUUUGUUACACAGAAAUGAGGUGGAGUCAUCCGGCCUUGUAGAAAUGAUGUUGCGAGAAAAUUUUAAUGUACCGCUUGUUCCUUAUGGGUUGCUUGCUGGGGGAAUACUAACAGGCAAGUAUUUAGACCCGGAGAGGUAUCACACUAUGGGCCCGGACACCGUCCUGGGGGAUGACCAGCUCGAUCACGACCUGGAUGACUCUAAAGGGAACAAAGCGGAGGAUUACGGAUAUUUAUCUUAUGGUCCAAGGAAUGGACGAUGCAAUAAGUACCCAUAUCUGUACAAAUCACACAGAUGUGUGUGGGCUCAAGACGCGACAGCUGAAUACAUGAAGUUAGCUCGAUCCCACGGCAUGUCCCUAUCCCAGCUAAGCUUAAGCUUCGCUUAUAGUAGACCAUUUGUUGCUUCCUCCAUAAUUGGCCCCAGAACCAUAGGCCAGUUAAAAGAUUCCGUGCUGGCGCUUAACUAUCCAUUGUAUCAACACACAGAAUGGGAUUUGCACGAAAUUUUUCUACGAUUUAGAGGGUGCACCAUGGAUGGAAAUACAAUUCUUAAUAGUCUUAAGGACCCAAACAAAACUAGCCAAACGGCGUUCUACAAAAGUGCAAACAUCCCCAUACUGAGUGGAGGGACCCACUGGAAUAAUUAUCCCCUCCCAUUUUUUAACAAAAGGUAUGAGUACACUGAUCUGAAGGAAGAACACGAUCGUAUAAAAUCCACCUUUGGAUUGAAUGACGAACCGAAUGAUUCAAACUUCAUCAGUUCCAGGAUAUGGGUCGAAAGAGAGAAAAAAAAAGGUGAAUACUUCGCCCUAAAAGAAAGCAAACUGUUCGAGUGGGACAAAUACAAAAUAUACAAAGGAGUAAUGACCAAAUUAAGUAACAAAGAAAAGUACCUCUAUGAUACCUCCGACUUCCAUUUCUACUAUAAGGGUAACACCAUUUCGGUGGUCCCUACUGAUGAGGAGAUUUCGAACUUUUAUGAAAACCGAGAAAAGGUGAAGAAGGUCAUCAGCCAAACCAUAAAUGACUGCCAAGAGCUUUAUCAGUAUCAGGAACAACUGGGCCAGGAAAUGCCGGACAUUUUUAACAACCUCGACAUUGACCUGAUUUAUAAACAGCUCCUGAACAGGCACAAUAUUAACCCUUUGGAUAAGGACGAACUGAAUUCCAUAUACCAAUACAUCAAGCUGACUCCUGCGGAGUUAAAGACGGAGGAUUUCUGGUACAUCUACAAGUACAACCCUCUGGAUACGUCCUUUGCCUUCCGCACGGGAACCGAGCCGUGA